Molecule: messenger RNA, 3565 nt
Organism: Hemicordylus capensis (graceful crag lizard)
Lineage: Eukaryota; Metazoa; Chordata; Lepidosauria; Squamata; Cordylidae
Gene: PARD6A
Product: par-6 family cell polarity regulator alpha
Exons: 3
Coding region: 124-1203 (359 amino acids)
Biological process (GO): establishment or maintenance of cell polarity; regulation of cellular localization; centrosome cycle
Cellular component (GO): cell cortex; apical plasma membrane; nucleus
Molecular function (GO): protein kinase C binding
Source: RefSeq, a predicted model, not a curated record
CCUCGGCUGCUCGCUGUGCCCGCUGGUGGAGCAGCAGCAGCAGCAGGAGGAGGAGGCGGCAGCGCGCCGGGGCGGGAGGAGCAGCCGGCCCGGGCGGCGCGGCGCGGCCCUGCCCGGCGCAGCAUGGCCAAGCACCACCGCACCCCGGCGCGCAGCCCGGAGCCGGUCAUUGAGGUCAAGAGCAAGUUUGAUGCUGAGUAUCGCCGCUUUGCCAUGAAGCGCUCCAGCGUGGGGGGCUUCCAGGAAUUUUACCAGCUGAUCCAGACGGUCCACCAAAUCCCCUGCAUGGAUGUUCUGCUUGGAUACACAGACAUCCACGGAGACCUGCUGCCCAUCAACAAUGACGAUAACUACCACAAGGCCCUGUCCUCUGCCAACCCUCUGCUCCGGAUCAUCAUCCAGAAGCGGGCAGAAGCCGACGCCAGCGUCUUUGCCUCGAACUCGCUGCAGCGGAAGAAGAAGGGGCUGCUGCGGCCGGUGCACCAGCGGGCCAAGCCGCACCUGCUGAUCGGCAUGCCCCAGGACUUCCGCCAGAUCUCCUCCAUCAUCGACGUGGACAUCUUGCCCGAGACCCACCGGCGGGUGCGGCUGCACAAGCACGGCUCCAACAAGCCGCUCGGCUUCUACAUCCGGGACGGGGUCAGCGUGCGGGUGGCCCCCCACGGCGUGGAGAAGGUGCCCGGCAUCUUCAUCUCGCGCUUAGUCAAGGGGGGGCUGGCCGAAAGCACCGGGCUGCUGGCCGUGAACGACGAGAUCCUGGAAGUCAACGGCAUCGACGUGGCCGGCAAGUCGCUGGACCAGGUCACGGACAUGAUGGUGGCCAACAGCCACAACCUCAUCGUCACGGUCAAGCCGGCCAACCAGCGCAACAACGUGAUCCGCAGCAGCAAGGCCUCGGGCAGCUCGGGCGUCUCCACGGACAGCACCCCCAGCCAGCAGACGCCCAGCCCGGCUUCCCAGUACCUGAGCAACUGCAGCGCGGCGGAGGGGGAGAGCGACGAGGAGAGGGACCUGGUGAUCGAGAGCGCCUUGCCGGCCGGCUGCCCCAACGGCGGCCUCCUGGAGAGUCUGCAGCACAGUCUGUCCCUCUACAUCUCGCAGGGCUCCCUGCCUUCCCUGAACAGUCACAGUGGAGGCAGCAGCCCCAUCCCAGGCAGCCGGGCAGGCAGCCUCCGGGAAGACGGCACGGUCAUCACGCUAUAGCCCCGGGCACUCUCCCUUCGUGUCUGAGAUGGCCGCAUCUCCAAGGCCAGCCUCCUUGGCCAGCAGGGCUGGAAGCGGGGCCAUGGACAGGUGCCCCAUCUGGACCCCCAGAGACUACCCAGCCCCCCUGCCUUGUCCAGCCUCCACUGCACCCUGCCUGCAAGCACAGCAGUGCUCUUGGCAGCUUCCGUCGCCAGGACUGGAGCGAUGUGCGGAGGCAGCCGACUUUCCCGAAUCCCUUCUCCCCCCGACACACACCACGAAGAAGUUCCUUCCUGGCCCCCAUUGAGCCAAAGUGAUGGGGGUUUUUUUAUUGCAUCCCUGACCCCCUGCCUUUCUGUGCUUCGGGUGGAAAGGGGGCCUUCCUCUCACAACUGCCCGACCACCCAAACUCUCAUGAAGUGUUUCGUUUUUAGUUUUGUUUUUAUGAUAACAUGCAUCACAGAUUAAUAUAUUGCAGCAGACUAUUAAACUUUUUUUUUUUUAAAGAAAAGGGUUCUCGAUUCUUAGAAUCACAUUGCUGGGAGUGGAGUGGGGGUGAGACAAAAGGGAGGCAGUGGGAGGGGCCUUCGGCUGCCUCCCCGCUUGCAAGAUGGGUCUGGCCUUCUGGGGAAAUUGGAUCCUCCAGCACAGUUUGCAUUUGGUGCUAAAGUAGGACUCUCUAUUCCCAGCUCAGUGGACGGAUGAGCCUCUGCUUUGCGUGCAGAAGGCCCCGGGUUCAAUCCCUGGCAGCAUCUCCAGGAAGGCCUGGAGAGACUCCUGUCUUGGAGAGGAGCUGCUGUCAGUCCGAGGAGACCACAGUGGACAACGUCAGCCCUCCUACGGAUGUUGAACUACCACUUCCAUCAUCCCUGGCUGUUGGCCACUGUGUCUGGGGAUGCUGGGAGUUGUAGUUCAGAAACAGCUGGAGGGCUGGAAUGGUGCAGCCUCAGUCUAGACGACAUGGGGCUAGAUGGACUUAUGGUCUAGCUCUGUAUAAGGCAGCUUCCUAUGGGGAGGAGGAGGCUGUAGGUCAGGGGUAGAGCAUCUGUUUUGCCUGCAGAAAGCUCCAGGCUCAAUGCCUGGCAGCAUCUCCAGGUAGGGACUGCCGAAGAUUCCUGCCUCAUACUCUGGAGAGCUGCUGCCAGUCUGUGUCGACCAGGGCGGCUUGACUUUGGCCCUGCAGCUGGCUUUGGACUACAACUCCCAUAAUCCCCAGCCACAGCACUUAGUAUGAUAUGAUGAAUAUUCAUUCAUACUUAUCAACAAGAAGUUCCCAAAGUGCUUUACAUGUUAAGAUAUUUUAAAUUUUUCAAAAAUGGCUCCCUGUCCCGCAAAGGCUCACAGUCUAAAAGAGAAGCAUUAAGAUAAACCCCAGCAACAGCCACUGGAGGGAUGCUGUGCUGGGGAUGGAUAGGGCCAGUUGCUCUCCCCGUGCUCAAUAAAGAGAAUCACCCCUUUUAAAAAGUGCCUCUUUGCUCAGUUAGCAGAGGAUUAUGGGAAGAAUCAUAAUUAUGAUUCAUUAAGUUACUAAUGAGAGAACUGAUAAUGGGAUUACCAGUUGUUACUCACUUCCUAUUCAAUAUAGUAUAGGCAUGUCAAUGGAGGUGUUGGACAGUCCUAUUCAUUAUCCUGUCCAAUUGGGAACCAGUCCUGAGACCGGGGCGGGCAGAGGCUAUGGAAAAUCUCCAGCACAAGAACUCUAAAAAGUGGCCUCAUUCUGCACUGUGCUACCUUUCAGCUGCAGGACAAGCUCAGAUUUGCAGUGACUGGGGUCAGAAUCCAGCAGUCUGUGGAAACAGGUAUGUUCUGUCUGGACCAGUGUGCCCCACCCGCAAGAAAUGCACAAAAGGAAUACCCCGAGGUAAGUGGGUAUAGGGUUACAACCUCCCGUGAUGGCUCUCCUUCCAUCAUUCAAGCACUGGUCCUGGGUCUGAAAAGACUGAGGAUUACUGGGCUUAAUAGUCCUUCUGGAUGUCGGAGUAGUUGCUUUUCUGGCCUCUUCACUCCCGAUUUGUGCAAGCACAGACGUUAACAAAGCAAAGACUGUUGAGAACCCUUUUUCCACCUUCAGUGACAAUGAGCACCGAGAAAUCUGCAUGAUGAUGCAAAGUAUGUGGCUUAUGCAAAUGUAAUGCUAAUUUGAAUUCUCCCAGGGUGGGUUUUUUGCUUGAAGGUGCUAGAUAACUGCUGGCAGGAAGUGGGGGGUUGAGGGGAGGAGGAGUGUUGCAUUAUGGGUUAAGCUGAGCCAUGCCAAGCUGUAGGCUGAUUACCAGACUGGCUUGACUUAGCCAUACAAGGUGGUUGGCUUUCUUCUCUGAUUCUGGCCUGGGGCUUCUGCACCUGCCUUUCUGUUACUGAACUGUAAGAAAGAGUACAUGCA